Epinephelus lanceolatus (giant grouper) is the source of this 6450-nucleotide messenger RNA. Its product is annotated as protein MTSS 1-like. Gene Ontology annotation, biological process: plasma membrane organization; adherens junction maintenance; positive regulation of actin filament bundle assembly. NCBI's taxonomy places the organism in Eukaryota, Metazoa, Chordata, Actinopteri, Perciformes, Serranidae. Gene Ontology annotation, molecular function: actin binding; phospholipid binding. Gene Ontology annotation, cellular component: actin cytoskeleton; cytoplasmic side of plasma membrane. The record is from RefSeq and is a predicted model, not a curated record.
UUUCUUCUCUCACUCAGUCAGUGUUGAGAAGGCAGCAAGAACACCCGUGAGUGUCGGCAUUUACCUGUCAAGAUACGGAAUAACGCACCACCUUAACAUUUGGAUUAUUUCUAGUUUCGACUAGCAAACUGCUAAAGAUUAUCUCCACGGUCCAGCCAUGGGUGUGACCGGGGCGGCAUGGAGGGGAGAGGGGGAUUUAAAUUUCCCUUUCGUCCCAACAGCGUCUUUUGAUUUGAAGUAAACGGUGCACCACAGCAGGACCGAGCGGUGUUUUCUUGACAUCUUUGACUGACUUAAAAGUUGUUGUUCGUCGAUUUCGGAACAGCAGAAUCUUUAUACACGGGUUUGCUUGUUUUUGUUGAUAUUUUUUGGAGUAUUUUUUUCCGUGUUUUCCUGGAGAGCGGAGGUGGCGAACUGAGAGCGGCUCAUCGAGUCGGGACUGACCACUGGAGUUGGUCCUGAAAAUGGAGGCUGUUAUCGAGAAGGAAUGCAGCGCGCUUGGAGGACUCUUCCAAACUGUUAUCACAGACAUGAAGAGCAGCUACCCUAUUUGGGAGGACUUUAUCAACAAGGCUGGCAAACUGCAGUCGCAGCUCAGGGCGACGGUGGUCGCUGUGGCUGCUUUCCUGGAUGCCUUUCAGAAAGUGGCUGACCUGGCUACCAACUCACGAGGUGGGACCAAAGACAUUGGAUCAGCGUUGACCAGGAUGUGUAUGCGACAUCGCAGCAUAGAAGCUAAACUAAAACAGUUCUCCAUGGGCUUCCUGGAGGGUCUGAUCAACCCUUUACAAGAACAGAUGGAGGAGUGGAAAAGAGGAGUCAACACGUUGGACAAGGACCAUGCUAAAGAGUAUAAAAGAGCCCGGCAAGAAAUAAAGAAGAAGUCCUCGGACACAUUGAAACUUCAGAAGAAAGCAAAGAAAGCUGAUAAUCUAGGUCGUGGUGAUAUCCAACCCCAGCUGGACAGCGCCAUGCAGGAUGUCAGCGAUAAAUACAUUCUGCUGGAAGAGACAGAGAAGCAGGCCCUGAGGAAGGCUCUCAUAGAGGACAGGCAGAGGUUCUGCUGCUUCGUAGCCAUGCUGCGGCCUGUAGUGGAUGAGGAGAUUUCCAUGUUGGGAGAGGUCACCCAUCUCCAGGCAAUCUCUGAUGACCUCAAAGCCCUGACCUCUGACCCACACAAGCUUCCCCCUGCUAGUGAACAGGUGAUCCUGGACCUGAAGAGCUCAGAUUACGGUUGGUCAUAUCAAACGCCACCCUCAUCCCCCAGCACCACUAUGUCCAGGAAGUCUAGCAUGUGCAGUAGUCUGAACAGCGUUAACAGUAGUGACUCCAGGGGAUCCAGUGGCUCUCACUCUCAUUCUCCUUCCUCCUCUUCUUCCUCCUCUUCCUCACACCACCUCUUCCACCACCAUCACCCCCGCCAUCGGUACCGUAGCUCCACGCUACCCCAGCAGGCCCCAGCCCGGCUCUCUAGCAUCUCCUCCCACGACUCGGGCUUCAUCUCUUCAUCACACGACCAAUACACAUCGUCCAAAUCAUCCUCGCCCAUGCCAGCUGAAACAAAGCCUUGUCCCAGUUCCAGGUCCUCUGAGGUAUCAGAGACUGGGCAGCUCCACAGUGACUGCAGCUCCCCCUCUCCUCUCGCUGCUGCUAGUGCGCCUCAGCACACUACUGACAAGUUGUCCAAUGGUUUUGACCACUACAGCCCGGUCAGUUCCCCCUACAUGCAUAGUAACGGGGGAAGUUUGGGCUCAGGGUCAGGCACUGCCUUCCCCUUCUUCCCGACUUCCCCCUCAUCCCACACCACCUCCUCCUGCCCCACUCGCUCAUGGUCACGUCCUACCUCAGCCUUGCUGCCAGACCAAACUCAUCCCUGCAUGCUGGGCUCCCCAAUGGUGCCUUCAUCACGAGUCCCCAGCUGGAAGGACUGGGCUAAGCCAGGCCCUUAUGACCAGCCCAUGGUCAACACACUAAGGAGGAAGAAAGACAAGGAGAUGCCAGCUGUUGUGGACAGUAAUGGUAGUGUGAGUAAUGACAGCAGCCCGUCAUCAGGCCCGGCCUCCAUCUUGACCUCUGCACCAGCUCCGGCUGCACUACAAACAUCAGCAUCAGUAGAGGAGAAGAACAGAGCUGUGGCUGCACCUCUCAAGGCUGGUGAUAUUGAGGCCCAUGAGGAACUGGCUCUGGCUCUAUCCAGAGGUCUGGAGCUGGACACCCAGAGGUCCAGUCGAGACUCUAUUCAUUGUUCCAGCGGCUACAGCACGCAGACCAACACACCCUGCUGCUCUGAAGACACAAUACCAUCACAAGUGUCAGACUAUGACUAUUUCUCAAUGGCCGGAGAUCAGGAGCCUGAGCAGCAGCACUUGGACUUUGACAAGUCGUCCACCAUCCCCAGAAACAGCGACAUCAGUCAGUCCUACCGACUCAUGUUCCAGAGCAAACGGCCAGCCUCCACAGCCGGCCUGCCCAGCACACAGACUCCUUACCACGGACAGGGGGCCUACCCUCCAGGGCCCUAUCCCCCCACACCUGUCCACACUGGGGCUUAUCCUCCUACUCCUACAGGCUCGUGCUCAGGUCAGGGAUUUUACUCUGGAUCAAGCUCCCAUAAUCCAUCUGGCUCUUAUUCUACAAGCCACGGUCCAGUUAUCGUCACCCCUGGGGUUGCCACAAUCCGACGCACCCCCUCUUCAAAACCGUCCGCCCGGCGGUCAGGCUCAGUUGUGGGCACCGGCCCCAUCCCGAUUCGUACGCCUAUGAUCCCAGUAAAAAUCCCCACGGUGCCUGACAUGUCCGCAGCAGUUAACGGGAGCAGGAGUGCAGAGGAGAUGGGAGGAGGAAGAGGAGAAGAGAGCCCAGACUCUCCAACAUUUGCAGGAGGGGAGGAUACUGGCACGCUGCCUGUGAUGUCCUGGAGCGGUCAGGCUACGACCAAUCCUCCCACUGUUCCCCUGCCCAACCAGCAGCAGCAGUACCCUCACAGCGAGACAGGGCAGGAAGGAGGAGGAGACGAGGGAGAAGAGUUAGAGGGCAACAUGCUGGUGGCUAUCCGCAAGGGAGUCAAGCUCAAGAGAACCCUCACCAACGACCGCUCCGCACCACGCAUAGCAUGAUGACAUGAGCUCACAUCACAGAAGUGAGGCUCUCCCUUCAUUGUGUUUGUAAAUGAGGUUAAAGGCUUUAGAAAAAUUGAUGCUAGAAAGGCGGUGUACAGAAUCAAAAGGCCUCUUACGCUAGUCUGAGAAAUGUAUUCUGUUCUACAUGUAGCGUUUCUCAUUCUGUAAAUCUUCCCCUGUGAGAAUCCCUCACUGCAGAAGCCAUUUAUAAUGAUCCAGUACAGAAAUAUAUAGAUAUGUAUUGAUCAGGUUGACAUUUUCUGAUUUGGCUCAUGAUGCGUCAGAAAUUCUGUGAAGCUAGGUAUGGUGAAAUAUUGGUGUGGACCUAAAGCAGAUGACAGGCCCACUUCAGUCAAGUAAUUAUACGAGCCUUUAGGAGUACAAGGACAAGACCUAGUUUCUUAUACAGGUCCUCGAAAAGCACUAAAAUGUUUUGCAAAUUCGAGCCCAAUGACAACGUAAAACACAAGGAUGUUUUUUGCAUUACACCACAAUAUGUUCAUUUCUAUAAGAGGACAGUUAAGACGUAUUUUACACACAUGUAUCCAGUAUUCUUCCUGAAGCCGAGGGUUGGACAAGGAUGAUGUGUCUGCCUCCUCUCAGUGUAAAAAGACGCUGUGUAAUAUGUGUGAAUUCUCAUCACUUAGAGCAUCGUUGGACAAAUAAGCGCUCUAACUGUCUAGUGAUUUGGCAGAAGGAGCGCAAUAACCAAUGCAAGUACUUCACAGCAUCAAGAGAGCAAUAUUCAGACGCACCAGAAAGCAAUGGCUCCAGUGGUCGGAUUCUGAUUGCACCAUUUGGCAUCUCCUGCUUUGUGUUGACUGCUUACUUGGAGGGACGCCCUGAUGGCUGCAGGAAGGUGCUGCGUUGUCAAAACUAAAUACAGUUUGUCCACAACAGAGGCAGAGGAGUGCCCAACAGAGAGAGCUCCUCAAAAAGCAAAUGAGUUUGGGAGACUACAGUGUGACUAAAGCGUCACAUGGUUGAUGCCAUGACAUUAAGAGACACUACAAGUUACGUCCUGUUUUAGUUUUAGCAUUUACAUGAUUUGUAAAUAAUUUUUCACGUCUCAGUCGGUGCUUCUCGCUCCCCAUUUUUCUUUCUGCUCCUCCACUGUGCCACAGUCGUUAAGUUUCACAUCUUUGAACAGGAUGUUUAUUAAUUUCACGUAAUGAUCGUCAAAGCCCAUUACCUUUGGAUGUGAAUUGGUUUUAUAUUUCAACAUUUCUCCCCAGUAUGAAUCUCAUUUAAUCUACAAUAUCUACAUGCUGAGCUUUGUAGAACUCCUCAGUGGUUUAUGUUUAUAUAUAUUAGCCCUUAUAUAUAUAUUAGCCCCUUCUUUUUUGUAGCAUUUAUUAGCCAUACUUCAACCUGCUGCUCAUAACAUUACUAAUAAAUGUCAAAGUACAGAUGUGCCAUGUCAAAAACUCAAUAUUAAUUCAAAUUUAUAUGUGUUAUUAAACAUUUUAUAGACGUUAAUGAGGACACAUAUUUUUGAUGUUUUAAAGUUAGAAAGCUGUAACGCCAUAUUGGUUUUGUUAUUCUGUCUGGUUGCUGUUAUAUUGAACUCUUCUGUCUUCUUUGAAACGCAUGUAGCAUGCAUGCUUGUUUCCUUUUGACUUACUAGGUUUUUACAUCCGUCAUUUCCAGUUCUGGUGAGUUUUUGCAAUAUCAAAAGGUGACAAGUCCAGUACGUACAGACAUGAAACACAUAAAAAUCCACUGUAUAAUUUAAGAAGCACAUCACAAUAGGUACAGUUUAAAAUAUUCUGUUUUUAUUUGGAGAUGUAAGGCUUUUCUUCAGACUGCAGCAUUGUAAGACUAUAGGCUGAAACUGACUUAUAGUCUGUAUUUGAAUUAGCUUUUCAGUUGAAGCACUGUGAGACCAUGGCUACUACAAGAUGUAUGAAACUGUAAAUGUUAUUUAGCUACACAAGUUAGUCCAAGAACUCACACGUUUUUAAUUUAUUUUCUCCUCUUAAGUCUUUAAAUCUUUUUUUUUUUUCCUCAUCCUAUUUUUAUACGUAUAUAAAGUAUCAGAGUUAAUAGAGUUGUUUUCUCUAUCCAUGCAUGUACUAUCUAAUGAUGUGUUGUUUCACCGGUGAAAUGUCGGCGACCGUCCUGCUACGAUUCUUUUAAGUCCCAUAUUUCACACAUUUGCAUAAUUGCACUGCGUUUUAAAAAUUUGCAUAAAAGCUUGCUGGUUUAAAAAGUGAACAGCAGCUACAACCAAGUGUGUUCCUCGGACUUUUACAAGUCUGAAAUGUGUUUCAAAAGUUAAGUAAGUUUUGGUUUUAUAACAGAGAGGCCUGCAUCAGUAUUAUGGGUUCAGAUUUUGGGACAAAUGGUAUUUGCAUGAUGCAGAGUUCACUUCAGUUCAGUCAAGACGGUGCAUUUUCUUCUGAAUGAGUUUGUCUGAAUCAUCAAUUUAUCAUUUGUACAAAUAAAAAAUUCUGUUCAACACAUAUUUUGGAGCGACUGAGCUGAGAGUGGACUGAUAACUGCCCUGAAAUUAGGUUUGCAGGAAGAGAUAAUGACAUGCAAACUUGAGCUGUCUCCAAGGGUAAUUUAAAUUUGAAUGCUUGUACCCCAGUUACAUACAACUGAUAGGAAGUAAAAUGUUCUUGAGCAUCUUAUCUUAACAUGUUUGAACAAAUGACACGCUGCCCACCAUGUCUGACCUGAGUGCUCCAGAGACAUCUAAGCAUGAAAACCCAGUUUGUUUCUAUAUUUUAAACAGGUGUCUUAUAUAUUAAUGAAAUAGCAAGGUACAAUAGGAGGAAUGACAGCAGAAGAAUGGAUGACAAAAGCAAAGAUAUCAUUUUUGUCCCUGAAUUAAACCCACAGUUUGAACAGGGGAAUGUAUCACAGACCACCUGCAUACAGAUCACCCCUGUGCUGUUUGAUUUCAACACAGCAAAGAUAAUGUCACAGCUUAGAUGUUUCUGGAAGCUCAGCAUUCAGCUCUUGAUAUUGUUCAUGAUGUUAAUAUUUGCAUUUGUGUUUUGGCCGUCCACCUGUCUAAAACUUAUACUAUCAACCUGUAAUUUCCAUAUUUAAAUUGCUAGCAUAAAUAUAUAUAUUAUAUCAGAGUUGCCAGUAUAUCCUAUGAAUAAGAAGUCUAUAGUUUGUGAGGAUUUGAAAGUACGAUUAAACCUGGUCUCUAGUUUAGUUCCUAGCUAAUUAUCCCCCCUGAGGAGAGUUGACCUCUCCGUCUGUCCCUGUACAGCUCAACAGGCUACGAUGCAGUUUGUUUCAGGAAGUUAAAGGUUGUUAUUUUUUGUGUAAUGACAGCUUUAGCAAUAUAAUAAAAAUAUAAAUUUUGCUUUGA